GUGCCGCAGCUGCUUUUAUUUUGAAAGCCGUCACCGGAUGUUGUCUUCCUCGUUGCGUCCGGUUUGACUCCGAGCAGGCAGCCGCAGAAGAAGAAGCAAAACUGAGAGGCAGCAGGACUGGAGCAAACCCAGCAGUCUCAGCCUCAUGCUUCACUCUGGGCACUUCUCCUCCUCCUCCUCCUGCUGCCCGCUAUCGUCAACAUUGUGACAAUAUUUAUUUUGUAUUUGUAUUAUUUAGCCACAAAAAAAGCAACAAAAAAAGUGGAGGGGGGGAGAAGGGUCGCCGAGUCAUGGAGCUUUAUUGCCUGGAGUCGGACAUAGUCGUGAGAGCCCAGCCUGACCCAAACAUCCUCUAUGAUGACAGAGUGUUGCAAAGUUUAUUAACAAUUGAGGACAAUUUUUUACCUCAAUGCUCUUACUUCCAGCGGGUCCAGAAGGAUAUUCAGCCUUAUAUGAGACGAAUGGUUGCAGGUUGGAUGCACGAGGUGUGUGAAGAGGAGAAGAGUGAUGAAGAUGUCUUCCCUUUAGCCAUUAAUUAUUUGGACCGGUUUUUAGCGGUGAUGCUCACAAGAAAGAGUUAUUUGCAGCUUCUGGGAGCUGUGUGCAUAUUCCUGGCCUCCAAGUUAAAGGACUGCAGCCCGCUGUCAGCGGAAAAACUCUGCAUGUACACAGACAACUCCAUCACACCACGGGAACUGCUGGACUGGGAGCUGGUCGUGCUGGCGAAGUUGAAGUGGAACAUGGCCUCGGUCAUCCCCAAUGAUUUUAUAGAGCACAUCAUGCGCAGGCUCCCCCUCCCCAAAGACAAGCUGGUGAUGGUCCGCAAACACACGCAGACAUUCAUCGCCCUCUGUGCCACAGAUGACCGCCUUGCCAUGAACCCUCCUUCCAUGAUCGCCACUGGCAGCAUGGGAGCGGCGGUCUGUGGCCUGCAGCUGGACCACAGUGACCAGAGGCUGAGUCGAGACAACCUGACACACCUGCUGGCCAAGAUCACCAACACAGAGGUGGAUUGUUUGAGGGCGUGCCAGGAGCAGAUAGAGCGCGUGCUGGCCACCAGCCUGCAGCAGGGCCAGCAGUACCGGCAGGAGACCGGCAUCAGAGCUGGCAACAAGGCGAGGGAGCAGCAAGACCAGUCCAGCACCCCCACAGAUGUACGUGACGUCAACUUAUGAACUCGCGCACAUCACUCACGCCUGUUUACCAAUGAACUUACUGGAGCGAGGGAGGCAUGAGCUGCCAGUAUCUGCGCCACAUCGGCGAAGGUGUGACAAUCUAUGAACUUUUAGAAAAUAAGAAAUUUCUAGUUUUUUCUCCUUUUUGCCCCAUUCAUACCCGGUUGGGUGUACGGUCACCUUGUGUACGGGCCACAUGUAAUCAAACAACUAUUUAAAAAAAAAAACAACAAAAAAAACAUCUUGAGAACUUGAUAGUGCCUUAGGUUUCCCAGGAUGUAAACCUGAAUAUAUUUUCCGACUUGAAAAACAAAAUACAUACAGCAUAAUUCCAUGAAAUAUACAUAUUUCUUUUGAUAAAACAUAGUAUAAAUAAAUAUGAUAAAUAAUGUAUAUUUAGCUAGCAUUUAGUUAUGUUACUCUUUUAUCAUCUUUAGUGAGCAGUUAUCAAUUCACCUGUGCAGGAAAACUCCUAUAGUAAUAAUGCUGAUUGAGUAGAUGGCAUCCAAACCAAGCUGAUAUCCAGUCAGAGCUAGCGAGCUAGCUGCUCUCUAGCGCUAUCUAUCAAAUUGUGCACCUGUAGCACUGCUUACUAUUUAUGCUGUCAAGUGCUGGCCAGGAGUGGGCUGGGCCUGCUCACAGAGGAAGGACAUGAGGGGCUUUGAGUGGUUUGGAGCAGUGGCUUCUGUUAAAAGUCAACAGAGGACAAGGUCAGUUAUUACGGUCUUGAUUUCACUGCCAAAUCCAGUACAGUAUGCUAACUGAACGACAUGUAUAUGUAUUAUAAUUCAGCGAGGCGACAUUAUUAUUCUGUUCUUGUUCUAGCUCCUACAUGUUAGCGAGUGUUUGGGAGAUGGUUUGCAGGCGAUUUUAUGCCUCAGCUAGGUAGAUGUCAUGUUACUAGAGGAAAAGGAUAUUUGGCAAGUUUGUGAGAGGAAAUGGAAGCAGGUUGAAGGUUUUCUUGUGAGGUUUUUUUUUUUUUUUGUUGGAAAAGAAACGCAGGUGGAAAGGGUGUGGGGGGGGGGGGGGAUGCUAGAAGUGUAGAUUGAUGAAUGACAGCGAAUUGGCGAGGAAGUUAACUUAAGCUAUGUAAUGUUUCUGCAGUUGCACGUUACUUGAGUGACACACAGGAGGAGGAGGAAUCCCUGGUGAUGUCCGGAGGGGAUCAGAUUAGUUGUGCUGCAGUUUCUCCGGUUAUCAAUUUCCAUUUCUCCGAACAAUAUUGAUGCACUUUUAAAAACACACUCCUUAAGAAUGGUAAGGGGAUGGUGGUUGAGGAGAGUUCAGUGGGUUGUUAGGACCUUUUUUUUUUUUUUUUUUUUUUUCCUGUAAGUUAUUCGAUUUUUAAAAAAAAAAAAUUCUGGGCUGGAUUCCCAUGGGGUAACGCACAUUGUCUUGAAAGCUACGCCCCGACAGGUGAGAAGACAGAAUAAUCGGUGUUAUGGUAUAAUAGAAUAUAAACUAAUGCUGUGUUCGCGCCAAAUGCAAAAGUUUGAUUGCGGGAUCGCAACUGCAGCUUCAUUGGCUGGUUUACUACGGCUGUAGGAACAAAAAAAACAGCAGAUUGUGCCGUAAUUCAAUGGCAGAAAGCAUGCCGAGUUAACUACGUAAUAAUGCCCACAUACGGCUUUUUACCACCAUAUCCGAUUCAACAAAGUCUGAACGUCGGUGACCGCAGGAGGAGAAUCUCGACUCUGACAGGUUCUCGUGAAUUUCUCUAUUUGUGUCUUUGCAUUGACUUUACACGUUUGUGGCGUGAACACAGCAAAUUGAAAACCAAGUCACUUGUAGACUUCUUUUUUUUGAUUCAGUGCGUUUAUUUAACCUUACUUGAAUUUUUGUGAAUCCAUAACCAAAACCUUCCAACAGUUCUUUCAAAGAGUUACACACAUACGUGUCCAUGUUUUUGCUCUUUUUAUGUAAACUGCUCUCUGAACUGAAGUUUUAAAAUGAGUUUUCUCCAUUGUAGAUGUGGGUAAGUAGGGGUUUACAUUGUGUCAACAUUUUUGACUGUAUAUAACCAAAUUCCCUAUGAGCAGAAAUGCUAAAAAAAAUAUAGUAACUACAUUUUAGAACAGAAAUGUAGUUUCUAAAUUGUAUUCUUGCAUGUUCUGUUGUGCAAAAAGCCAAAUGUUUUUUUUUUUUUUUUUUUUUUAAAAAAAGUGCUUCAAACAGAAAAAAUGUUUAAGCUUUUAAAGGUUUUGUGUAUAAUUUGAAAGAGAUAAUUCCAAAGUGAGACAAUUUGAUCAUACACAUCAUUCUUUUGCUGCUAUGAAGCUUUUGUUUUUCCAGUCUUACACAAAGAUGCCUUAUAUUGAUUCACUUGUGUGCUGCUAUAUUAUGAAAUGUUGUAUAUGUAACAAGUCUUCUUUGCUUUUCUGUUUUGUGUGUACUGGAGGGAACGUAACAGUUUGGUGCGGGACUGGAAGUACUUUGUUUUUGCCGAUCUUUUUGAUUAGCAUGUUUUAUUGUUUCAUUUGUAUCUUUUAUAUUCUACCAUAUUCUUGCUGCUUCUUUGUAAUGUUUGUGUACCUCAGGUUAAUUUGGAUGGAUAGAGCGAGAGCUCAUCUCGCAUUACCUCAUCAAACUUCACAUCACUCGCACAUUGUUUUCACUCUGAAUUUGUUGGACGGGUUUCACUUUUUAUUUUUUUAAUUUUUUUUUUUGUUUCCAGUCUGGAUGAGAGGAAGAACAAUGCUUCUUCUCUUUAAAUCAAGAAAUGUCUGCCGCCAGAUUCCACUGAGCAGUUAUAAGUGCCUAUACAUUAAAAUAGGUUGUUUCAUAUAUCUAGGUUAAAAAAAAAAACAGCCCAUACUGUAUGUUAGACAUGCAUUUGAAAGACAAAAAAAAUAUUUGUAAUUUCAUUGGCAUGUUUAGAUCGGUUCAUUGGAAUAAAGUGGAAUAUUGUUGAUUUUUGAGGUACCCAUUUAGUCAAAGUUUAAACCACGAGGAUGUUUUAUCAUUGUUCAGUGUGUUUGGUUUUCUAAACUCCUCUCCCACUAUCCCCAUGUGCAACCACACAGUGUACCUCAACAAUUUCUCCUCAAUAAAUUGGCUAAAAUCA
Anarrhichthys ocellatus (wolf-eel) is the source of this 4239-nucleotide messenger RNA. RefSeq names its product G1/S-specific cyclin-D2-like. The transcript is spliced from 5 exons. The record is from RefSeq and is a predicted model, not a curated record. Lineage: Eukaryota; Metazoa; Chordata; Actinopteri; Perciformes; Anarhichadidae. Bases 291 to 1175 code for a protein of 294 amino acids.